AUGACGAACAAGCUGCAGAUUGUAGUGGGUAUCGACUUUGGAACAACGUACAGUGGGAUCGCUUGGUCUCUGACAGGAGUGACCGACGAUAUUCAAGUAAUAUCCGAGUGGCCAGGGAGAGGAAACAGUAUAGGUCAAGAUACACCUGGCCCUAUCAAACAAAAGCUAACUCGUGCAGGAACGAGCCCUAAAGUGCCUACUACAAUUUGCUACGAGGGUGGAAGGGUUCGAUGGGGUUACGAACUCACGUUCCAAAAGAAUGUCAUCUCUGUAUUCAAAAGACUACUUGAUGAAGACCAACAGACUCAUUCCAUCCCUGACAUCUUCUCCAAGAAGCUGCUGCACGAAAGAGGACUUAGCCCCCGUGAGGCCGUAGCGGAUUACCUCAACAAGCUAAUUGGCCAUGGCAGGGAGAUACUGCGCCGCCGAUUCGGAGAUGCCGUCCAACGGUUGGAAAUUCAAUACGUACUAACAGUUCCAAGUGUGUGGUCAGACAAAGCGAAAGAUGCUACUCGGUUGGCGUGUUCAGCUGCAGGUAUUCCACUCUCUGAUAUCUACCUUAUAUCCGAGCCAGAGGCCGCCGCGCUGCACUGCUUAAGAGUUAUGCAGCCCAAUAUCAUCCAAAAUGGGGAUAUCAUUGUGAUAUGCGACGCUGGUGGUGGAACGGUUGACGUAAUAUCAUAUUGCAUAAACACUGUUAGCCCGCUUAGUCUCGAAGAGGUGACCCAAGGUACUGGGGCUGCCUGUGGAUCAAUCUUGCUAGACACGAAAUUUCUGGCAUUACUGACGGAGCUCUUCGGAGAUACUGAAUUCGGGCAGAUCCCCUGUAUAUCUAUUCAGGCUGCUAUGACUUGUUGGCAAGACACAAUCAGACCCAACUUCAUGUUCGAUGAGGAUGACGAUGACGAAUUCCAAGAGAUCGGCCACCUCAUCCCAUUGCCUGGUGUGGAGGAUAAACAAUCUAUAGGCCUUGAAGGUGGCUUCCUUGCACUUGACAGAGCUACCAUUAAAGGGAUAUUUGAAUAUGUGGUCAAGCAAGUGGUAUCUCUUGUGCAGUCCCAAACCCGCGAUAUCGCUCGCUCUGGAACAAAAGCAAAGGCAAUUCUGCUUGUCGGUGGCUUUGGGGAGUCAGAGUAUCUUUAUCGGCGACUCAAAGCAGCUUGUCCGCAUACCCCUGUCAUGCAACCAGCAGAUGCCGGUGCCGUACAACGCGGCCUGGAUGGGAACCGAGUUGGGAAGCGUAUUGCACGAUGCUACUAUGGAGUAAGCCACGGGUCAUGCUACGAACCUGGGCGCCACAGGCCCUCUGAAGCAGACCGGAUAACAUGGUUGAUCAAGAAGAACGAUACAAUAUCUGAAAAUACGCCACUUAGACACCCAUUAAAGCUUCACGUACGUAUUCAUGAAAAGCGAAGUAGUUACCAGAAUCUCUUCGUUUGUUACGCCGACACAGCACCAGAUAAGGUCACCAAAGAUGCAUUCAAGGUGUGUGUGAUGGAAUAUGAUCUUAACGCUGUUCCGACCAAGCUCUUUUCGAAGAAAAAGAAUUCUAAGGGGAUUGAGUAUUACACGAUUGAUGUAGUCGUUCAGCUCAUACCAACAUCUGCAUCACUUUUGUUUGAGAUGGAGUUUAAUGGUGUGCCCUAUGGAUCGGUAAGGGCCAAGUAUUGAGUGUCCUUCUCCACGACUUUUGGUUGUUAUUUUGCUC
This is a messenger RNA of Aspergillus pseudonomiae, 1708 nucleotides long. RefSeq names its product Hsp70 family protein. Gene Ontology annotation, molecular function: ATP binding; ATP-dependent protein folding chaperone. The coding region runs from base 1 to 1671 and encodes 556 amino acids. The record is from RefSeq and is a predicted model, not a curated record. NCBI's taxonomy places the organism in Eukaryota, Fungi, Ascomycota, Eurotiomycetes, Eurotiales, Aspergillaceae. The transcript is spliced from 11 exons.